GAAGAAGAAAAGAGCUGAAAAGGGGUUCUUCUUCACACACAAACACACAGCGAGUUUUGUGAUCUGAACACCAAAACCUCAUCAUCGUCAUAAUCAUGCCGAAGGAACAUGCAAACUGGUCUCCAUACGAUAACAAUGGAGGAACUUGUGUGGCGAUUGCUGGUGCCGAUUACUGUGUGAUUGCAGCGGAUACUCGGAUGUCCACCGGUUACAGUAUUCUCACCCGAGAUUACUCCAAAAUCUGUAAAUUAGCGGACAAAAGCUUCAUGGCUUCUUCAGGAUUUCAGGCCGACGUGAAAGCACUUCAAAAGGUUCUGGCUUCAAGACACCUGAUUUAUCAACACCAGCACAACAAACAGAUGAGUUGCCCUGCAAUGGCUCAGCUUCUCUCAAACACCCUCUACUAUAAGCGUUUCUUCCCAUAUUAUGCCUUCAAUGUUCUAGGUGGCCUUGAUAGUGAAGGGAAGGGAUGUGUCUUCACAUAUGAUGCCGUUGGGUCCUAUGAGAGGGUUGGAUACAGUGCUCAAGGUUCUGGCGCCACACUCAUCACUCCAUUCCUGGACAACCAACUUAAAUCCCCGAGCCCUCUUCUGUUGCCUGCAAAGGAUGCUGUCACACCGCUUUCAGAAGCUGAAGCUAUUGAUUUGGUGAAGACUUGUUUUUCAUCAGCAACAGAAAGAGAUAUAUACACGGGAGAUAGUGUUGAAAUUGUAAUCUUAAAUGCUCAUGGUGUUCGCAGCGAACAUGAACAACUCCGCAAGGAUUAGUAACCACAAACUUUCUGAAGAUUGUGAUUCAUCUUUGCAGGUUUCUUGUCGUGUUUUUAGUUCCUUUCCCAAACCGAGCUUAAAACUGUUUAUUAGAUUACGAUCGUGUUUAAACCCUUUUGAAUAUUUGAGAUCUUGGAUUUAUAUUCACAUGGUCUUUUUCUGUUGCUGAAU
Cynara cardunculus var. scolymus (artichoke) is the source of this 941-nucleotide messenger RNA. Its product is annotated as proteasome subunit beta type-1. The transcript is spliced from 7 exons. The coding region runs from base 96 to 767 and encodes 223 amino acids. Lineage: Eukaryota; Viridiplantae; Streptophyta; Magnoliopsida; Asterales; Asteraceae. The record is from RefSeq and is a predicted model, not a curated record. Gene Ontology annotation, cellular component: proteasome core complex.